Molecule: messenger RNA, 549 nt
Organism: Vanderwaltozyma polyspora DSM 70294
Lineage: Eukaryota; Fungi; Ascomycota; Saccharomycetes; Saccharomycetales; Saccharomycetaceae
Gene: SHU1
Product: Shu1p
Exons: 1
Coding region: 1-549 (182 amino acids)
Source: RefSeq, a predicted model, not a curated record
AUGGAAAUUCAUGAAAGGCUUGAUAAUUUAUUAUCAGAAGACCCUAGUAAUCAAGAUAAGACAAGAGCUUUGAUAAUUGUACUGGGAGAUUUAGCUCGGUCCCAUAUAGAAAAAAGCCUGAAUGAUAGGGAAAAUAAGAGUUCUUCUAUUGGCGCCAUCAUUAGAAGCAGACAGGACAUACAUAUUUUGUUUUUGAAUAGAUUUCAAUAUCUUUUCAUGUAUUUGAUAAAAUUCGAAGCUGAAGAGGAUUCGGUAAAUAAUGACUACAACAAUUUGAUAUUUUAUGGAUUAGAUUCUCUAGUUCAAGAAUUAAAUGCCAACAAAACUGUAGAAGAGGAUGAAAAUAAGGAUGAGCAACAAAAUGAAGGGAAUAAGGAUUUAGUAAUAGACAAUGAACAAGUACGAAUAGUGAACCUUAUAUACAAUGCUUCAUUUCGAAUCAAAAGAAAACGUGCAUUAAAAGAUGUUAUAUUUAUUCCUGUAAAUAGAACUAAACCAAUUUGUGAUAAAUUAACAAGAAUUGAAGACUAUUGGAGAAAUAUCUGCUGA